UCGAGCAUCGCAAGCAUGGAGAGCCCGCACGAACAUCAGCAGAGCCUUCUGCUCUCCCGCAUCAUUGUCAACGUGGAGAAGCUCAACGAGGCUAUCAUGAUGUUGAACAAGAAUCUGCAAGAAAUCAAUCUCGCCAACAUGGACACAGAGCUUGCGUCACAAAUGUUCAAGAACUACCAGUCUAAUGUGCUCUUCCACCUCGAAGCUACCAAUGGACUGAAAGAUCCAGCGUAAGGACGUGGGUUUUUGGGCGUGUCGAGUUGGGUUCGUAUCGUGACGAGACUGUCAGAGAGCGAACGGAGGCUGGAUGAGCUCGGGAAACAGCAAACAGUGGUGGAGGCCUUCGGGCUGUCUCAUACACUAUGACAAGGCGUGAACACCGCCGGGGUCUAUUUCGCUGUAUGGAAAUGGGCCUCAAUCUUGGUGCAUUGGGAAGGACAGCAUAAGCACUGUUUUUUUAUCAACGAGGAGCACGGGAACGAGACGCUAGACAUGUCAGCAUGAAUCACGAGCAGAAUGAUGAU
Molecule: messenger RNA, 524 nt
Organism: Trematosphaeria pertusa
Lineage: Eukaryota; Fungi; Ascomycota; Dothideomycetes; Pleosporales; Trematosphaeriaceae
Product: DASH complex, subunit Dad4
Exons: 4
Coding region: 16-234 (72 amino acids)
Biological process (GO): attachment of spindle microtubules to kinetochore
Cellular component (GO): mitotic spindle; DASH complex
Source: RefSeq, a predicted model, not a curated record